CGCGGAACAUUUCCGGGUUUAGCGUGUGGUCGGACCCAUGUCGGAGGCGCCGAUCCAGUACUGCGUAUGCCAGCAGGUGGACAGCGCGGGGCUCAUGAUCGAGUGCAGUCGCGGCACGGGCGGCUGCAAUAGCUGGGUGCACCCCGCCUGCUGCGGACUCGUUCUCACCGAAACAGAACUCGAGGCCAUCGACAGCUACAUUUGUCCGCUCUGCGAGUCGCCGGAAGACGACUUUAGCAAGAUGGCGGCGGUCAACACGAAGCGGGCCAACAAGAUGGCUCUCAAGGCGCGCGAGAAGUCCAAGCAGCCCAAAAAGGACAAGAAGAAGAAGGAGAAGAAGGAAAAGAAGGAGAAGAAGCGCAAGCGCGAGAAGAGCGGCGACGACCACAAGUCUUUGACGUGGAAGUGCAAGGCGUGCGCCGAGGUAAAUGACGCGCCCGACUCGGUCUGCGCGUUCUGCGACGCGCCCCGAAAAAGGACAUCGUCAUCUUCGUCCUCGAGCCACAAGCGGUCCAAGACGAGUGAGAACGACGAGAAGAAAAGCCGGCGAAGCCACCGUGACGGACACAACAAGUCGAAGACCACGACGUACCACGUCCCCGACUCGGACGACGACCUCUCUGAGGCCGAAGUCGACUUUUCCAAGAACGCUAUUGCGGUAGUACCCGUUGCUGCGUCGGCGCCAGCGCUCGUUAUGACCAUCGAGAAGAUUAUGGGGCACAAGACGGAGCCGCAUGUCCAAUUUCUCAUCAAGUGGAAGGGCUACUCGUACAUGCACGCGUCGUGGGAGACGGAAGAAACUCUCCUGCAGAUUGACCCAAAUAACAAGUACAAGAUCAAGCGCUUCCUCGAGAAAGUGGCGGGGCCGCGCGAGGUCUCGCCAGAUGACGAGGUCGAGUACUUCAACCCCGAGUACCUCGAGAUCCACCGUAUCCUCGACAUUCGGCAGGAGGCUGCAGACGAAGCACCCGACGACGGCAAGCGAUUGCUCAUCAAAUGGCGUGUGCUCUCGUACGCCGAAUGCACGUGGGAGCGCGCCUGUGACAUCGUGGACGACGAUGCGAUGAAACGGUACGCCCACCGCGUGACACUGCCACUGUCGCCGCCCGCGCCCAUCCGGCCCUCUAUUCGAGACUUCAAGAAGCUCGAGACGUCACCCACGUUCGGCAGUGACGGACGCUUCACCUUGCGCGAGUACCAACUUGAGGGGCUAAACUGGCUGCGCUGGAACUGGCACAACGCGCGCCCGAGUAUUCUCGCCGAUGAAAUGGGACUCGGCAAGACCAUCCAGACGCUGGCGUUCCUCGACGAUAUGCGGCAGCAGUACCACAUCCCAGGGCCGUUUCUCGUCGUCGCGCCGCUUUCUCUCAUCGCGCAGUGGCAGAGCGAGUGCGAGACGUGGACCGAGAUGGACUGCGUCGUGUAUCAUGGACCGUCCGAGGCGCGGGACAUCAUUCAACAAUACGAGUUUUACCACCUCGUGCACGGCAAGCCCGACAAGAAGAAGCCGUACAAGUUUCAGAUCCUCGUCACGACGUAUGAGAUUGCGAUCAAGGACAUUGCACUGCUCUCGAAAAUUCAGUGGCAAUGCCUCGUCGUGGACGAGGCUCACCGAUUGAAGAACCAGUCGAGUCGCCUCGUCGAACAGAUGCGCAGCCUCAAGCGCAGCUACUGCGUCUUGCUCACGGGGACGCCGCUCCAGAACAAGACGGAAGAGCUUUGGGCUCUCCUGAACUUUCUUGACCCAGAUGCGUUUCCGCAGCUGGCACACUUUAUGGGACAGUUUGGGUCUCUGCAAGACGCGAACCAGGUUGCAGAGCUGCACAAGAUUCUCAAGCCGUACUUGCUGCGUCGCGUGAAAGAAGACGUCGAGAAGUCGUUGCCGCCCAAGGAAGAAACAAUCAUCGAGGUCGAGCUCACGACGGUCCAGAAGCAGUGGUACCGCGCCAUCUAUGAGCGCAACACUGCGUUCCUCAUGCGCGGAACCAACCCGAGCAACGCUCCCAACUUGAUGAACGUCAUGAUGGAGCUCCGCAAGUGCUGCAACCAUCCGUACCUCAACAACGGCGUCGAAGACGCUCUUUGCGAGGGCCUCGAGUCCGAGGCGCAGCGCUACGAGAUGCUCGUCAAGUGCUGCGGCAAGAUGGUUCUCCUUGACAAAUUGCUUCCACGGCUCAAAGAGGGCGGUCACAAGGUGCUCAUCUUCAGCCAAAUGGUUCGCGUCCUGGAUCUCCUGGAAGACUACAUCCGCAACAGUGGCCACUUGUACGAGCGUCUCGACGGCAACAUUCGCGGCAACGAGCGCCAGGCUGCCGUAGAUCGUUUCGUCAAGCCCGAGUACCAGCGCUUCAUCAUGCUCCUAUCUACAAAAGCAGGUGGCCUUGGGCUCAACCUCACGGCGGCGGACACGGUCAUCAUUUACGACUCGGACUGGAAUCCGCAGAAUGACCUUCAAGCCCAGGCACGUGCACACCGCAUUGGACAGACGCACUCGGUCAAGAUUUAUCGCCUCAUUACGCGCAAGACGUACGAGAUGCACAUGUUCCACAAGGCGAGUCUGAAGCUCGGCUUGGACCGGGCCGUGCUUACGCACAUGCGUCAAGAACAAGAUAAAGAGACGAAGAAGCCUGUAACAAAGUCCAAGGCCCAAGAAGCGCAGGAGAUCGACGAGCUCUUAAAACGCGGUGCUUACGAUGUGUUUCGCGACGAAGAUGACGCUUCGGAGCAGUUUUGUUCGGCUGACAUCGAUACGCUCCUCCAGCGCAGCUCUCAGAUCGUGCAGUACGAAGCACAAGCCCGCGGCUCGUUUUCGAAGGCCAGCUUCGUUUCGGCGGCGACUGCCGACGACGUCGAUAUUGAUGAUCCGGACUUUUGGAAGAAGGCCGUUGGUCUCGCUGAGCCCGAAGCCAUCGACGAAGCAUCAUCGCUCGUGCUUAGCUCGCAGCGAAAGCGAACUCGUGUCGCUCGCUUUGGCACAACAAAAGAUUUGGUCUCGGACGAUGAGGACGAGGACGAGAUCAAAAAGGACAACGAGAAGGCGCUCGCGGUCUCUCGUGAGUGGACUGUCAACGGCCGGGAUCGGCUCCAGCGCGCCCUUAUGCACUUUGGCUUUGGACGAUGGGAAAUUGUCCGCAGCCAGAGUGGCGGCUCACGAUCCGUCGAGGAAGUCGAAGCGUUUGCCCGUGCGUUUGUGCUCGUGUGUGGACUUUGCUGCAGCGGCGCGACGCAAGCGAGCGACUCGACGUUUGUCCAGAGCGCGAUACGCGCCGCGUCAACGGUCAAGCCCGAGUACCUUACAGCCAUUGAUGACCGCGAGGUGUGGACCGAGCGCGCAACGGAGCACAUUCCGAUUGUCCUUCAAGAAGACGACUUUGUCUCCAAGCUCAAGCAGGGUGGUGCUCGACGUGUGCUGUCUCGACUCGACAUUCUCAGCCGUCUCCAACACAAGAUCAAUGCCGCGUGUGAAGCAAUUGCAGCGCGGGACAACCUCGUUUUGCCUCUCGACUUGGACGCGCGUGUCGACCUCGUUGGCUUGGAUCGACUCCUCGAGGGUCUUGGCACGGUGAACGUGCCGGAUCGCCCGCAGUGGUCCGCCUUGACGCCAUGGUGGGACACAUCGGCCGACAAGAACCUGUGCGCGGGUGUCUUCUUGCACGGGUACGGGCGCUGCGCUCAAAUUCUUGGCGACCCCCGUAUCGUGUUCCAGCAGCGCGAGGCUGCGUUUGAACCGUCGCCGGCGAGCGACGAUGACCCGACGCCAGUCAAGUUUCAGCAGCCAGAAGUGCAGCAAAUGAAUCGGCUGCUCAUUUGGCUUCUCUCCAUUGAAGAUGUCCAGCGGCAAAAACAGCAAGAGAAGCGUGACAAGUCGUCAUCCGAGGUUGUGCGCACGACGACGCUCGAGCAGUCGCAAAAAGUCGCAGUCCUUCGGCGACAAGAUGCGCUCACGUGGCAACUUGUGCACCUUGAUUUGCUCCGCCAUUCGGUUCAGCUCCAAAACGCACAGGUAUGGUCACUCGUAGCGGACGAGAGCAAGACAAGCUUCGUCAAGGACUGGAGCGUCGACGAGCGUCAGUCUGUGAGCUAUGUUCUCAGCCUGUGUGGUGCACCGCUGCUUUUGUCGAGCUACGGGGAAUGGAGUUGGCUCCAAGUCGUCGAGGCGGCGCGCGUUCACAAGUCCGCAGCGCGCACUCAGCGCUAUGCGUAUGACCGCAUGCUCGGCAAAUGCCAUGAGCUUCUGGGCAAAGACCUUGGCGUGUCACGAUCGCAAAACGAAGUGACGUUUGUGGACCCGUUUCAAGUCUCCGCGUUGCAUGGAGCCAAAGCCAAGGUGCUCGCAGGCUUGCUCUUGCGACGAACGCAAGUCUACCGGGCAGUUUCGUACGUCCUGCACAACCAAGAAGACGAACUCCAACGACUGCUUCGAUCAGGUCUUCCUUGGCUCACUGACGGGAUGCCUGCAUGGUGGUGCCCGUGGCGCCAUGAUAUGGCACUGCUGCGGGCUGUGCUGCGCUUUGGCGUCGGGGCGUUCUUGCAGUUGCAUCACCAUGGCGAGCUUUGUGUGCGCCGCGUCGUUGACCACGUGCACAAGGCGUUUGUUGCAGAUCGGCGCCCGCGCGAUGUGUCGAUGGUGUUCACGUCGCCGCUCGACUUCGAACAGUGGUUGCUCGCUACAUGUGCGUCGUUUCCAGCGGCGCAGUUGCUCGAACAAAAGCUCAUGCUUCUAUGCUUUGCGCUCACGGACAGCCUACCGACGAUGCACGAGAGCAAGCUGAGCCCCGAGUACGACAUUGAUGGUGUCAUGCCGAUGCCGAUGGUGGACAGUGUCGUUACCAACCAGCGCGCGGCCAUUUUGCACACGCUGCAGCCGUCGCAUCCAAGGAAAGCGGUGUCAACAUCGCUGCAAGAAGUUCUGGACCAAACCAAGGCCACCCGAGAUGCCUAUGAGCACAGCGCCGUCACGUGUUGAUCAGCACAGCCCGCCACGUCUUGUGAUAUGACGAUGAAUGGACUUCUUUCCAUAUUCUC
Messenger RNA from Saprolegnia diclina VS20, 5025 nucleotides. RefSeq lists its product as hypothetical. The transcript has 6 exons. The record is from RefSeq and is a predicted model, not a curated record. NCBI's taxonomy places the organism in Eukaryota, Oomycota, Saprolegniomycetes, Saprolegniales, Saprolegniaceae. Gene Ontology annotation, molecular function: ATP hydrolysis activity; ATP binding; histone binding. Gene Ontology annotation, cellular component: nucleus; chromatin. Gene Ontology annotation, biological process: chromatin remodeling. Bases 38 to 4966 code for a protein of 1642 amino acids.